Messenger RNA from Mizuhopecten yessoensis (Yesso scallop), 2227 nucleotides. RefSeq names its product methyltransferase-like protein 13. NCBI's taxonomy places the organism in Eukaryota, Metazoa, Mollusca, Bivalvia, Pectinida, Pectinidae. The transcript is spliced from 14 exons. Bases 141 to 2180 code for a protein of 679 amino acids. Gene Ontology annotation, molecular function: S-adenosylmethionine-dependent methyltransferase activity. The record is from RefSeq and is a predicted model, not a curated record.
AGAAUGAAAAAAAUCACCGUCUUUGGAAAGCUUGACGGACUACUGCACAUGUGACCAUCAUCGUGUGAUAUGUGACUUUUCUUGCCUGAUAUGACCUGUAGGAUAACACAAGAUCUGAUAAAUUCACUUACCUGUACAGAAUGGCUGGUAUGAAUCUCCUACCAAGGAACCACAGUGAAUUCCACUCGCCUCAAUAUUGGGAUCAGUUUUUCCAGAAAAGAGGAACUAAAGCCUUUGAAUGGUACGGCGAGUACCCAGAAUUAUGUGGGAUUCUACACAAAUACAUCAAGCCCAAAGAUAAGCUCCUUAUGAUUGGAUGUGGUAACUCCCAGCUUAGUGAAAAUCUCUAUGAUGUCGGCUACCACAACAUCAUCAACAUUGACAUAAGUGACACAGUCAUUCGUCAGAUGACCGAUAAAAAUAAGAAAUGUCGUCCUGAUAUGAAGUUUGUCAAAAUGGAUGUCAAGAAGACAGAUUUUUUGGAUGGCGAGUUUGGAGUUGUCCUGGACAAAGGAACCUUGGAUGCCCUGAUGGUGGAUGACAGUGCUGAUGUGGUGGCUGAUAUUGAUGCCAUGUUUACAGAAAUCGGGAGGGUCCUGAAACAGGGAGGGAGAUACAUCUGUAUCUCUCUGCUACAGGACCACAUCAUGAACAAAGUCCUUCAAUUCUUCCCAGACCUUGGAUGGCCAUUAAGGAUUCACAAGGUUAACACUGAAGACUCCGAGAAUAAAGACAAGGAAUUCAACAUGCCUGUAUUUGCUGUUGUCCUUACUAAAUUCAAGAAGCUACCAAAUAUGAAACAGAUCCUGGAGGUGGGAGCAAGUGAUGAUAAGGUGGAGCGGAUGGAGUCCACAGAGAAGAUGCAAACAGUCUUGAAAGAGAUGCAGUACUAUGCUUUAAUGAGGCAACAGAUCAAGAAAAGGGAGAUGGUUGGAGAACAGGUGUCUCUCAGUCUGUACAGUGAAGUGUCCCUUGCCCCACGCUACACCCUAUUCAUAGUGGACAGUGCUGACCAGAAACUCGCCAACAAAUUCGGAAUAUUCAUUGUACCGGAGGGCAGAGAAACAGAGUGGAUGUUUAGUACAGAAGAGGGCAGACAGCAGCUUUCUGAGUCGGCUGGAUUUUGUAGACUAGUGGUGAUUACUCUCAACCGAGCUCACACUUAUGAAACAUUGGAUACUAUCAAAUCAGAGUUAUCUCCUCAUGUCCUAGAACUGGCACCACCAAAUUUCAAAUCAGGAUCACAGGUGCCUUACCUAUCACUAGGCGAUCAGAAGGGCAGCAGGACUGUCAGGUACCAAGGCAAAAGUCCUACCCUCGGGGAGCUGGUUGUCGAGGAUGUUGUCACUGAUCCAGGGCAACACAGAAGGAGACUUGUGUUUACGGACAGUCUUCCGUAUUGUGAGGCAAGACUUAAACCAGAAAAAAAGCAGAAAAAAGGGAAAAAUAAAGCAAAAGAGACUGGAAAAUUCCUUUUGGACAAGAAUUAUUUGGACUGCGAUUACCUAACAGCUAUGGUGGCUGGUCUAUCAUUUGUCACGGGAACGACUGAUCAGGCCAAAGAGUGUUAUCUGUCAGAUUCUAAAGUGUUGGUGAUAGAGGGGAGGAAUGGAGGCCUUCCUACAUUCUUGCAUCACAACUUCCCCCAGAUGGCACUGACUGUACUGUUUCCUGAUACUGUGAUGCUACAGGUAGCCACAGACUGGUUCAGCUUUUUACCAGACACCAUUAUGCAAGGUCAUUGUGAUAACCCAACCACAUUUAUCAGCAGCAGCAUAACGCAAGGUUUACAGGUGGAUGCUGUAGUAAUUGAUCUGGACUACCUCAAGUCCUCACUUACAAUGGACAGUUUCCUGCAAGAAUCGUUUUUAUCAGAUGUCAAAAAGCUACUUUCACCAAAUGGUGUUGUAGUAUGCAAGUGUCAGUGUGAUCCAAAGGAGACAAAGAAAACAUUGCUUCACAAACUGUCCAGUAGUUUUCCAAACAUUUACUCAACAGACAUUGAGGACACAUCUUACACAGUUGUAAUCGCUCUAAUGUGUGACAAGAACAAUGCAGAUACAUUAGAGGCAGCGAUGUCAAACUGUAAAUACCUGAAUAAUAUACUGGGGAGUAAAGACAAAGACAUUGAUAUAGAUUUAGUACAGACCAUGACAGACGUCACAUUGUUUGAUCCCUAAUUUCGUGGAAGAAGAUUACACACAUAUUAAAAAAUGUCUAAAAUGUA